Stegodyphus dumicola is the source of this 1503-nucleotide messenger RNA. Its product is annotated as dopamine D2-like receptor. Gene Ontology annotation, molecular function: dopamine neurotransmitter receptor activity, coupled via Gi/Go; G protein-coupled receptor activity. Lineage: Eukaryota; Metazoa; Arthropoda; Arachnida; Araneae; Eresidae. Gene Ontology annotation, biological process: G protein-coupled receptor signaling pathway. Gene Ontology annotation, cellular component: plasma membrane. The record is from RefSeq and is a predicted model, not a curated record.
UCUGUAAGCCAGGAUUAUCGUGUGAUGUGAACAAACAGGACGUGCUCCGGGUCUCUCGAACAGUGUCUCUAUGGACUCAUUAUAAUAAGAACUAUAGCUUGUACUCCCGUUAUAGGUAAUGAGAUGGAGGGAGGAAAAGGAUAGUGACCAUUGUCAGGACCUCUAAAACACGUCACUGGCAUGUGAAGCGUAAUGCUGAAAAGAAGACGUUUUUGAGUAAAUGGAUCCCAGUAAUGGAAUUUCGAAUGGAACAUGAACAAAAAUGAUGAUGUGUAUUUUGAGAAAACUAAUACAGCAUACUGCAAGAAAUUUGAAGCCUCUGCUUUGUUUAUAAAUUUGGUAAAAUGCGCACGAAAGUUUCAUGCCAUGACAUGUAUUGAAUGUAUCAUAAGAUUUGAGGAGGAAAUCACAUUUAACAUUUCUCUAGAAUUCUUAUAUUGAAUCUUUUGUCUUACUGUAACUGUCAACAUGUGAAAGUAAAGAAGAAAUCACGAAUAAUGAUAUAUUGCUCAGGAAUUAUAGUUCUAAUUAAAACUGCAAGUAUGUCAUAUUUGUUAGUGUCUUUUAGCUCCGGAAACUGCUAUAAUACUCAGAAAUGUAAAUCACGUGAUCAAAAUAAUAUUUUAUUGCCAUUUUCAGAACAUCAAUAACUGAAGCAAACAAAAUUCAUGCAAUGGAGAGACGUUUGAUGCUCCAGAAACGUGUAUGAAAUUAUCAACAAUUACUUAACGGUCAAGAUGCUAUGAAACAGUUAUUCCCUAAAUAUAUUUCUUAAAUUAAUGGAUAUUCCCUUAUUCCUUUCUUUCUCAGGGGAAAUGUAAAGUACAGUAAAUUUUGUGAAGUUGUUUAGUGUUCGAAAAGUUAUCAACAAAAUGAGACUAAUUAAUUACGAUUUUUUAUAGUUCAAUACUAUUCAAAAAAUAAAUAUUUCAGGAUGCUAUAUGAUGAGAAUUUCUAUCUCAGAGUUUCAGAAAAUUUUAGAACAUUUAACAUCGUCUUGAUCUAAGUAUUUUCUAGCCAAAUAUUAGAAUUUGAAAUAACCAUGGCAGUGAACAUUAUUGAUAAUUCUCUACUACUUGACUCUUUCAAUUCAUCCAAUAUCCAUCUCGACCAGACUCUUCAAUUUUCGGAAGAUUUCAACUUGAGCAUUAUAUCCACCAACAUUUCCAACAUCACUGAUUACCAUGCAUCUUAUUCACCAACAGAGAAAGUUUUCUGGGCUUUGCUACUUAUCCCGCUGCCUCUUGUCGCUGUGGUUGGUAAUAUUCUUGUGAUAUUAAGUGUUUAUCGAGAGAAAAGUUUGCAGACGGUUACCAAUUAUUUCAUCGUCAGCCUUGCAUUUGCUGAUCUACUUGUGGCUGCCGUCGUUAUGCCGUUCGCCGUCUACGUCCUGGUGAAUGUGGACUGGGAACUGAGUGACACUCUCUGCGACUUUUACAUUGCAGUGGACGUAACAUGCAGCACGGCUUCAAUUUUCAACCUCGUUGCUAUCAGCAUCGACAG